AUGGGCUGCAUCGGCUCGCGGACAGUGGGGAACGAGGUGAUCGCAGUGGAUUGGAAGGGCCUGAAGGAUGCCGACCAAAUCAACAUGGACAGCACCAGCUCACUGCACGGGAGCAGCCUCCACCGGCCGUCUACAGAGCAAACGCGAACGGAUUUCUCCUGGGAUGGCAUCAACCUCUCCAUGGAGGACACCACUUCCAUCCUUCCGAAGCUUAAGCGAAACUCUAACGCCUACGGCAUCGGGGCCCUGGCCAAGUCGUCAUUCUCAGGGAUCUCACGAAGCAUGAAGGACCAUGUGACAAAGCCCACAGCCAUGGGGCAAGGCCGGGUAGCCCACAUGAUUGAAUGGCAGGGCUGGGGGAAGGCACCAGCCAUUCAACCACAACACAGCCACGAGGCCGUGCGCAGGGAUACGGACGCCUACUCUGACCUCAGCGAUGGCGAGAAGGAGGCGCGUUUUCUGGCAGGUGUCAUGGAACAGUUUGCUAUCUCAGAGGCCACACUUAUGGCCUGGUCGUCUAUGGAUGGUGAGGACAUGAGUGUCAACUCUACCCAGGAGCCACUGGGCUGCAAUUACAGUGACAACUACCAGGAGCUGAUGGAGAGUCAGGAUGGCCUUGCUCAAGCCCCCAUGGAUGGCUGGCCUCACUCCUAUGUGUCCCAGGGCAUGUACUGUUUGGGCUCAUCGGAUGCCUGGGAAGCAAGCGACCAGUCCCUCAUUGCCUCUCCGGCUACAGGAUCCUAUCUUGGCCCGGCAUUUGAUGACUCACAGCCCAGCUUGCAUGACAUGGGACCUUCCCAGCCUGCUUCGGGAUACUCUGCUCAGGAGCCUCCGCCUUUGCUGGGGGGAGACACUGACUGGGCUCCAGGGGUGGGCGGGGUGGACCUGGCAAGGGGCUCUGCCGAGGAGGAGAAGAGGCCACUGGCCCCUGAGGAGGAAGAGGAUGCAGGAUGCCGGGACCUGGAGUCUCUUUCCCCACGAGAAGACCCUGAGAUGGCCACUGCUCUCAGUCGGAAGGUGUCUGACGUCACAUCCUCGGGUGUGCAGUCCUUUGAUGAGGAGGAGGGUGAGGCCAACAAUUAG
Messenger RNA from Lepus europaeus (European hare), 1083 nucleotides. It is a transcript of the gene FAM131B, whose product is annotated as family with sequence similarity 131 member B. The record is from RefSeq and is a predicted model, not a curated record. Lineage: Eukaryota; Metazoa; Chordata; Mammalia; Lagomorpha; Leporidae. The coding region runs from base 1 to 1083 and encodes 360 amino acids. The transcript has 7 exons.